This is a messenger RNA of Branchiostoma belcheri (Belcher's lancelet), 4383 nucleotides long. Its product is annotated as polycystic kidney disease protein 1-like 2. The record is from RefSeq and is a predicted model, not a curated record. NCBI's taxonomy places the organism in Eukaryota, Metazoa, Chordata, Leptocardii, Amphioxiformes, Branchiostomatidae. Bases 1 to 4383 code for a protein of 1460 amino acids. The transcript has 24 exons. Gene Ontology annotation, biological process: detection of mechanical stimulus. Gene Ontology annotation, cellular component: membrane. Gene Ontology annotation, molecular function: calcium channel activity; protein binding.
AUGUCUUCCGAAACGGACGUUCAAUACUCGCCAGUGCUGGAGAUACCUCCCGGAUAUGUUGUUAUAACACCGCGGGUGUUCAGCAUUGAUGGUCGAGAAACGAUUCUCCAGCUACCCCCAGUUCAGAUACUGCCACCCACGUUGGAGCAGUUGGCACAAGCUGUAGAAGAGUUAUACAACAGAGAAACGGGUCUUUUCUUCAUCCACCAGCAGCAAGGCGCUAAGGAACAAGCAUUUAUGGACUCCGUCAUUCCGCCUAAAGCACUAGCCUCUUUAGCCAACCAAGGAUCAGACAUCAAGGAGAGCAAGGCUGCCACGACCCUCGCGUUUCAGGCUCUGGACUUGUUGACUGACGUCAUACUGAAUGCAACGAUGUCUGAGGUAACAGAUGUGGACGUGUUCGCUGUGUAUAACACUUCCAAGGUACAUGUAAGGAUUCAGCGACAAAAUAAAAGUGACUCCGAGGAGAAAGUGUACCUGGUUGAGGGAAUAAGUGACUCGUUAGUUCGCAUUCCUUCAGUGGCGUCACUGGUCGGAGACAAGUGCACGAUGGAAGACACAGUAGUUAUACAGUUCUUUGAGGCCAACUUCAACCCGUUCGAGUACUCUGAAAACUCGUACGGUAUCCAGUCCGACGUUGUAGGCCUCCACGUCAGAUGUGGGGAUAAGAAGAUUUCCGUGUCCGAUCUAGAGGAGCCGAUCGACAUCCUGACACGGAGGGAGGACGAAGGAGGCCUCGACAAUAUGACGUACAUCUUCUCUGAUUCGGCGGAAUUGGGGAAUUUAUCGGUGUUCCGGUUUUAUGCCAAAAAGGAAUUUUCCUCUUUCGGCUUCAGUCUAGACGUCAGCACUGAAAACAGUUCUGUCUCCUGGCAAAGCGCGACGCUGUAUCUGAACAAGCACGAGCCACCCACCACGGAUACAUAUGGAUGGUCAGGUUCCCUACCGCUACCAGAUGAUGAGCUUUUUACUCUUCCGAGUUUGAACAUGACGUCCAACCCGCACCAGUGGCACGUUGGGUUGCUAUCAAAUACAACCCAUAUCCACUGCCGAUGUAACCACCUGACCAAGUUUGCUGGUUUUGUGUCGCCAAAUCCACUCAACAUUGAGGAAGUUCUGAACCUCGGCCUCGUUGCUCUAAGCGAAAACCCUGUGGGACUCGCCCUGGUACUCGCGGUUUUCGCCUCCUACCUGUUUGGUCUCCUGUGUGUGAGGAAGGCAGAUAGAAAGGACCUAACGAAGGUUGGACUUUGGCUGCUACCCGGCCACAGGCUGAACCCCAGGAAGGACUGUCAGUACGUGGUUACUGUGUACACCGGGCUGCGGGGAAACGCUGGCACUACUGCUGAUAUUUCCAUCUCCUUGUACGGCUUUACGGAGUACAGCCCCGCGAUCGUACUCAAAGACUCCCAGCGGUUUCUGUUUGAGCGUGGAAGUGUGGAUUCCUUCCUGGUCUCCAUAGAACAGCCUGUAGGGCCACUGACUCAUCUGCGUGUGUGGCACAACAACGCCGGGUACAGCCCUGCAUGGUUCCUCAGUCAAGUGGUUAUUGUCAACAGAGGGACGAACGAAACAACCUAUUUCUUGGCAAACAGGUGGUUUGGUGUCGAUGAGGAAGAUGGGCAGAUUGACCGCAUGAUUCCCUCGGCUCCACCGGAGGAAUUGGCGAAGUUUCGCAACGUGUUUUGGGCCAAAAGCUACAGGGACAUGAGCGACGAUCAUAUGUGGUUUUCCGUUGCUUUACGUCCCGCGCGGAGCCCCUUCACCCGAGUCCAGCGGCUGUCCUGCUGCCUGACGCUGCUCUACUGCACCAUGUUUACCAACAUAAUGUUCUUCGGCCGCGGGGACGACUUCGACCCGCCAGAACCGAUCAGGUUGGCCGGUGUGGAGAUCAAGCCACCAAUUUCUCUACCGCAGUUGAUGAUCGGCGUACAGAGUGCACUCAUCAUUCUCCCUGUCAAUCUCUUGAUCGCCCUUUUCUUCCGCUAUUCCGGAAGAAACACAAAAACAGCAACCAACGAUGAGAAAACAAAACCUCAGUCGGCAGAUGUCCCCGUCCUGGAAUCUUCGAAGCUGGAUGGUUCAUUUGGUUCUAACACACCGUCCUAUUGGUGCCCGACCAACAGACCUGCCGUCGGCAUGGCCGUGAGAGACAAACAUGUCGCGGCAUGCGGUACACAAUCGUCAGGAACGACUCACCUCGAUCGCAGCCCGGGAAAUGAUGAAAAUGAGCGACCCGGUUCGGCAAAGAAGUUCUCUCUCCCCUCGUGGUGUGUGUUCUUAGGUUGGCUGCUUGUCUGGUCGGCGAGCUUCGUGGCCGCCUUCUUCACCAUCCUGUACUCGCUCAGCUUCGGUCCGGCGAAGGCGGAGGCCUGGGCCGUCACUUUCCUGACGUCAUUUUUUACCGACAUGCUGCUGAUCCAACCCGUCAAGCUAGUUCUGGUGGCCGUGGUUUUUGCCCUGCUCUUCAGGAAACCCGUGGAGGACGAGAAUCCACCCGCCUCACCUCUAGCAGAUGAUGAGGAAUUCCUGCAGAACGAUGCUGAGUCUCCAGGUCAUGAAACGCCAGCAUCGCCACCGGAUGAAUCCACCUUGGAAGAAGUGAGGGCCAGGAGCGCAGAGAAACGUAAACGCCGUAACGCCGUUCUGGAGGUGCUGGUGUUCGGACUGUUCUUUGCGGCCAUCAUGCUGGUAGCUUACGGCGAGAGGAGUCCGCUGGCCUUCCACAUGACACAGAACGUGAGGGAGAACAUCAUGGGAGGGCAGGACGACAUUCCAGAUAUUAAGGACAUUCCAUCAUUCUGGGAAUGGGUAACGGACGGUUUGAUUCCUGCCACGCACUCGGAAGAACUGUACAACGGGGAAGCCACGUACGGUGACAUGGUACUACCGGACAUGUUAACCCAUCCACUAGGCAGGACACAACUGAGACAAGUCCGGCUAGUACCGGGUCCACUUUGCCAGACGGCCGAACAGCUGAGAACCUUACUGCCACGAUGUAACACUGGUUACUCGCAUUUAAAUGCAGAUACAGGGGACUACAUCGAGGGCUGGAUUCCACAAAAUGAUACGUCGAACUUUAAUGAUACCUCCAACUCCACGGAACCAACUACGUGUCCUUCCCACUGGAAUAUAACGUUGGACAUGCCUGGAGUUGGGGAGUGUCUGACAGGAAAUUCGACAUGGAAAUACACGUUUGCUUCUGUCAGCGACAGCUUUCCACAUGUCGCAAAACACGGCACCUACCUCAGCGAGGGUGGGUACUCAACAACUUUUGGAACGGAACCGGAGGCCAGCCAAGCAGCGGCGACGUUCUUACAGCAGCACAACUGGCUGGACGAGCGGACCCGAGCCGUGUUUGUGGAGCUGAUUCUCUACAACCCACACGCCAACCUGUUCUCCGUGGUCACGAUCGUGGUAGAGUUCACGCCGCUCGGAGCUGCCUUCACCAGUGGAGAAGUUGUGACUCUGCGGCUGAUUCAGCGGGACGCCCUACUCCUGCUGGCGUUCCGAGUUUUGAUGGGGAUGUUCUUGGUGUUCUUUACUGCAAAAGAAGGUGAAAACUUUGUUUAUUCUGUCAUUUUAGCCAAAAAGAUCCACUCACGUCCGAUCCAGUACCUGGGUGAGUUCUGGAGCUGGGUUGAGCUUCUAGUCAUUUUCAUCGGUUUCUCCACCCUCGGCGUCUACCUGAAAGCUCAGUUCAUCAUCGAUGAGACGGCCGAGCAACGAGCAUCUCCUGUCUUUGAGCUUUACAGAAGUGCAGCCAACUGGUACGGAGUCUACACGUACCUGUUAGGUUUUCUCAUCUGUUGUGUUACACUGAAAUUCAUUCAACUUCUUCGAUUCAACUCGCACGUUUUGUCUCUGACUAUGACCCUCAAAAAGUCCUUCAAACCCGUGAUGCAGUUCUGCGUCAUCGCUGGCAUCGUCCUAAUGGCUUUCACUCUAAUGGGUAACCUUCUGUUUGGUACGAAGAUUCAGGGUUAUAAGAACAUAUUAUCCAGCCUGGGGAGUUUGUGUACCAUGAUGUUGGGCAGUUUUGACUUCGAUGCUAUCGUGGAGGGCCACACAAUGCUUGGUCCACUUAUGUUCUUCUCGUACCAAUUCAUGAUGCAGUUUGUAUUACUGAGUAUGUUCAUGACUAUUAUUAUGGACGUGUACACAGAGGAAGGUCUAGAUCCAAAGACAGAAAACUUACAGAUAGUAAACUUCAUCAGGGAUACUACUUCGGUAGCUGUGGGUAACGCAGGCUGUACUAUCGUUACGGUAGGAAAGAGAACGAUGGAUAGAACCAAUGCUGAAGUACAAACUCCCGAUCCAAACAAAAACCAGGGCAAAAUUGCGUGUAUGCUUUGGGAACUUAAUGACCCACACAGGAUUUAG